AUGGCCACGAGCAUUCUCAACUUAGGGCAGAUCGAGGCAUUCGACACGGAAGGUGCGCCGGCCAGUCUUGCUCAGAGAUGGGAAAAAUGGCGGCAACGCUUCAUGCUGUACCUUGCUGCUACUGGCGUUACGAAGCCUGCCCAAAAGAGGGCGCUGUUGCUUCACUGUGCAGGGCCAACCUGCAUUGACAUUUUUGAGACAUUGCCAAAUACUGGGACUGAUAGUGACUUUCAGCCAGCCUUGGAGGCACUCAAUACGUACUUUGAGGGCAAGAAGAAUGUGACAUUCGAACGCCAUGUGUUUCGGGCAGCUGCACAAGGAGAAGGAGAGGCCAUGUGUGCCUAUGUCAGUAGGUUGAGGAAAUUUUCGAAAACCUGUGAGUAUGGGGCGCUUCAGGAUGAUAUGAUCCGCGAUCAGGUGAUCGAUAAGUGCACGUCGAAUAAGUUCCGCCGUAGAUUUCUUCGUGAACAGAACUUGACUCUUGAUAAACUCUGUGAACUCGCGAGUGCCAUGGAGGCAGUGGAGGACCAGGCCACGAAGAUCAAAGGAUCGGAGUCUACGUCGGGUCGUAUGGACACGGUCAACAAAGUGGAUUCGAACAGCCAGCAGCCACAGAUAGGUUGUCGUGCUGCCGGUAGAGGUCGUGUUAAGGGCGGCCUGAACGCGAAACUGAGAUACACUAGUAAGAAGCUGUACGCAUAUCAGUCUGAUGAACCAUUAGAGAUCAAGGGAGUGUUCGCAGCAGACAUCUGUCUCGCAGACGGCAAGGUGUCAAAGCACGCUGAGUUUGUUGUGCUCAACGGAAAAGGGUGUGCGUUACUGGGACGUGACACCGCGAUUAAACUCGGGGUUCUGUGUUUGAAGAACCAGGUCAACGCUGUGGACAGUGAGGCUAUUGGUAAGCCUGAUGAUUUGUACGUACAGAAACUGUUGUCUAAACACAGUGCAUGUUUCAGUGGUCUAGGAAAGUUGAAGGACUACCAAGUGAAACUUCACAUUGAUCCUAGUGUGACACCGAUUGCGCAGAGACAGAGGAAAAUCCCGUACAGUCAGUGGAAGGCUGUCGAGAAGAGGUUGAAAGAGUUGGAGGACUUAGAUGUGAUAGAACGCGUUGAAGGGCCAACGUCAUGGGUGUCAGCGCCAGUGAUUGUGCCAAAGCGGAACGGUGAAAUCCGGUUAUGCAUCGACAUGCGGAUGGCUAACAAGGCCAUUAUUCGCGAGCGUCAUCCGAUCCCGACGAUAGAUGAUGUGCUGCAUGAUCUGAACGGUGCUAAAGUGUUCUCCAAGAUUGAUCUUAGGUGGGGCUACCACCAGAUAGAGCUCCACCCAGAGUCUCGAGACAUUACAACGUUCAGUGUCCUCGACAAGCUGUAUCGAUAUAAACGUUUGAUGUUCGGAAUAACAUCGGCUCCGGAGGUGUAUCAACACAUCAUCCAUGAGGUUCUCGCGACGUGCGGGAAAGUGAAGAACAUUUCGGACGAUCUGAUAGUGUACGGUGAUGAUGAUGCCGAUCAUGACAAGUACUUGGACAAAGUACUGACUAAACUAGUAGAGAAUGGGUUGACAGCAAAUCUACCCAAGUGUCUGUUCAGGAUGAGAAAGCUAGUGUUCUACGGUCAUGUGUUGUCGGAUUACGGAAUUGCGCUAGAACAAGCCAAGAUUUCCGCAGUGGUCAGUGCGAGAGAGCCGGUGACUCCAGCUGAAGUUCUUGUCGAACUUGAUGAUGGUACAGAGUCCAGGUUUCACUGCCGUACAUCAGAAGUGGCAUAA
Molecule: messenger RNA, 1770 nt
Organism: Priapulus caudatus
Lineage: Eukaryota; Metazoa; Priapulida; Priapulimorpha; Priapulimorphida; Priapulidae
Exons: 3
Coding region: 1-1770 (589 amino acids)
Source: RefSeq, a predicted model, not a curated record